AUGAUAAAAUCUUAAAAACCAUAAAAGAAUCUUUAAAAAAAAAAUCAUUAAAAAAUAAACAAAAAAAUAAAUAAAAAAUAAAUAAAUAAAUAAUUAAAAUCAGCUAACAGAAAAAUCAGUUAAAAACGAAACAAUUUAAAUAAAAAAUAAAUAAAAUUAAUUAAAUAUCAUCAAAGCAACUAAUUUUAACUGCCUUUGAUUUAUUUUUUAUAAAGAACAUUUUCUUAAAUAGAUUUUAAUGUAAAAUAAAUUUUAGUUAUUUUUAGUAUGAAAUUAUUAUUUAAUUAUUUCAAAACUCUUUUCAAAAAAAGUUUCUAAUAAUACUUGCAGAUAAAAUAUAAAUCUUUAUUUAAAUUUUAUGACUAAUUAUAGUAAAUAUACUUAAUUCAUUAAUAAAACUAUUCCAAUUUGAUUUAUUAUUUUCUUAUUUUAGUUUUAUAAAUUAAAAAUUAUAAAAAAAGUAAAUUUCAGCUAUAUAAAAUAUUUUCAUCAAUAAUUAUUGAUUGA
Molecule: messenger RNA, 507 nt
Organism: Tetrahymena thermophila SB210
Lineage: Eukaryota; Ciliophora; Oligohymenophorea; Hymenostomatida; Tetrahymenidae
Exons: 1
Source: RefSeq, a predicted model, not a curated record